AUUAUUUUCCCAGUAAAGGCCAUGCGUGCCCCAGGCCAGUUGUAAUUUGGUUAAUCCACCAAAGAGGUAGCCAGACGUAUCUGUGGAUUCUGCAGGGAAGAGGCGGAACAGCUUUUGAAGAGAUGGAGAUUUUAGUCUUUUUAUUUUCAUUUUCUGCCCUUGGCGUUCUUUAUGCCAUGAACACCAUGCCAGAGUUUCAAGAGCCUUAUGCGAUCCUAGGGACUGGAGUUGGCGUGUUGGUGGUCGUGUUUCUCUUCUAUUUCCUCAUCACUCGUGGAAACCCACCCAAAGACAUGUUAUUUUAUGUUUUUGCAGUAUUUUCUUUUACCUGCAUCAUUGAUCUCACGAGUGCCUUGGAAUACGAUGGCAUUAUUUAUGGCUUUAUGGACUUUUACCAGAAGACGGGGGAGCCCUACUUGGGGUCUUCAUAUGCCAUCAUGAUGUGCUACUGGGAUGGAAUAGUACACCUGAUCAUGUACCUGAUGAUGAUCAGCCGGAUAACAGACAGGAAAGCCUACCGUACUCUUGGCUUGUUCUGGGCUGGCUCUUUGUGUGCGAACAUGAGUGUAUUUAUUACCGGCAUAGUGGCAGGUAAAUAUGGGUCAGAUAUCCGCCCGGCCUUCUGGCUCAAUUUUUUCUUCCUUUUGCUGCCUGUGUGGGGAGCCGUUUCUCUGUUCACUCGGCCCAAGGACAGACCACUAAUCGGCGGAUAUAAUGCCCAGCAAGCUCAGAGCAUGAAGAUUAUCUGGCGUCCCACAGACCUGAUCCUGAUCGUGAUGCUGUUAGGUUCCAUGGCCUUCACCAUCCUCAGAGGCUUGGUGGCGCUGGACUCUCCUCUUGAAGCCUGUUCUAUAUAUCUAAAACAAUAUGAACCCUACCUGAAAGACCCCGUGGGCUACCCAAGAGUCAUGAUGGUGCACUUGUUCUUUUAUGGACUUCCCCUGUUGGGCGCAUUUGUCUAUGGCCUCCUCAAAUCUGGGUGCACAUGGAUGUCAGACUGGACGAUGUUCUUCGCUGGAGCCAUGAUCCAGUGCCAGUGGGCCCACAUCGGAGGAUCCCUCCACUCUCGCACUACAGCUCCGUUCCGCAUCCCAAAUGAUGUCUUCUGGACAGUGUUUGCAGCUAAUUUGCUCUAUGCAGCCACUCCCGUCAUCUUGGCCCUGCGGGUUCAUAGCGACCCCAAUUUCUUCCUGAAAGUCUGUCCUUUCCCCGGGCAGACUGGUUUGCCAAACAGUGAGGAGAAAGAUACAAAGAUAACAAACUACAAAGACAAAUAAUACUUAGUUGUCUAUGACCUUUAGAGUUAAUCAUUAAUCUUAUGGUUCAUGACGAGCUGUUUUAAUAGAAAUGCUAUAUUAAAUGCCAAAAUAAAAGA
This is a messenger RNA of Cololabis saira (Pacific saury), 1375 nucleotides long. RefSeq names its product transmembrane 6 superfamily member 2b (gene tm6sf2b). Gene Ontology annotation, cellular component: endoplasmic reticulum membrane; endoplasmic reticulum-Golgi intermediate compartment membrane. The record is from RefSeq and is a predicted model, not a curated record. Lineage: Eukaryota; Metazoa; Chordata; Actinopteri; Beloniformes; Belonidae. Gene Ontology annotation, biological process: lipid homeostasis; regulation of lipid metabolic process. Bases 123 to 1277 code for a protein of 384 amino acids. The transcript is spliced from 11 exons.